AACAUAGAUGGGAAAAAAUCUCCACCUUUGAACUUUCUCGAUUGAAAUAAAAUCUCAAAAUUCGAUCAAAGAAAUGCAAACAUCAUCAUCUGCUACUCCUCCUGCAAGAAGAAGUCUCUGUCUGAUCCUCCUUGUCUUAACGCUCCUUUCAUCGAUCACAAUGGCCGAAUCCACCGGAGAAGCAUCGUCAGAAGCUAAGGUUCACAUAGUCUACACAGAGAAACCCACCGAUGAGGAGCCUAAAGAGUAUCAUCUCCGUACCCUUUCCUCUGCUCUCGGCAGCGAAGAAGCUGCGAAGGAUGCUUUGAUUUACAGUUACAAGGAAGCUGCUUCUGGUUUCUCUGCUAAACUCACACCUGCGCAAGUCGAAGAGAUCUCCAAACAACCAGGUGUGAUUCAAGUUGUGCCGAGCCAGACCUACCAGUUGCACAAACCUGUUGGUGCUGGUGGUUUCAAGCUGACCUAACUUAAAUGUAGCUUGUUGUCGUUGUAAAUGUCGUGGCUCUGAGAACUGGUAUCUAACUAAAAUAAUUGCCAUGAGUUUGCUUUGGAUUCGACUUGUUCUGUGUUGUUGAGAAUUGGGUUUUAUAAUAUAUAUUAUUUUAAGAUAA
Messenger RNA from Raphanus sativus (radish), 611 nucleotides. Its product is annotated as subtilisin-like protease SBT3.4. Lineage: Eukaryota; Viridiplantae; Streptophyta; Magnoliopsida; Brassicales; Brassicaceae. The record is from RefSeq and is a predicted model, not a curated record. The transcript is spliced from 3 exons. Bases 74 to 466 code for a protein of 130 amino acids.